CAAUAUGCGUAUAAGAUGUUUGUAAUCCGGUUUACAAAUCAUCGUCUUAAACUUUUGUCCGCUACUGUAUUUGCAGUGUAUGGAACGGAUUUAGAGGAUGAUUUGAAAAGCGAUACUUCUGGCUAUUUUAAGAGGCUGUUAGUUUCACUUUCAUGCGCCAAUAGAGAUGAAAAUCCUCAAGUUGACGAACAAGCUGCAAUGCAAGAUGCCGAAAGAUUACUUGCAGCUGGUGAGGAACAAUGGGGAACAGACGAAAGUACUUUUAAUGCUAUUCUCAUUACGAAAAGUUUCCCUCAACUACGAAAAAUUUUUGAGGAAUAUGAACGCCUUGCUGGUCACAGCUUAGAAGAAGCUAUUAAGACAGAAUUUUCCGGAUCAGUCGAAGACGGCUAUCUUGCAGUUGUCAGGUGUGCACGAGAUAAAACUGCAUAUUUUGCGGAGAGAUUAUACAAAGCAAUGCGUGGAUUAGGUACAGAUGACUCGACAUUGAUACGCAUAAUCGUAGCUCGAUCGGAAAUCGAUUUAGGAGAUAUUAAGGAUACUUAUCAAAAAAUGUAUGGACAAUCGCUUGCAGGUGAUAUCGAUAGUGAUUGCACUGCUGAGUGGAAAAGACUUCUGAUUGCGAUGUUGAAUUAAAAAUAGAUUUAUUCGAUAAAAGUCGUUGAAACAAUACCCUUGUAUUACGAUAAAAAACAAACUACAUAUUCAUUGUAUAAGAUUGAGAAGUAAUUUGGAGUUUAAGGAAUAAAUUACCAAUGAUAUUAAAAAGUUAAGGAAUUUAAUGCAGCCCAAAUUUUCAACGGAUAUUAAUGUUAUAGCGCACAGAUUGUAAAAUAGAAUUAUUGAAUAACAUUUAGUAAUUAUGUUAGAUUGGUAAUAAUGAAAUAAUAAGAUAAUAAUAAGAAAAAUGGAAUAAUGGUAAUCGAGCAGCUGAAACGUGAGUGAUACAGAAUAAUUUUCAUAACGUUCGAUAUAUCUUAUUUAUUAAAUGUUUUUCCUAUUGUAGUAUAGAACCAAUGUUUAUUUCUCAAUACUCCACAGCAGAGUAUUCGACGACAGUUGUCGGAUUUGAGAAGUAUAAAAAAUAAAAUGAAAAUGAAGAGUAAUAGAAUUGCGUUUCAA
Molecule: messenger RNA, 1122 nt
Organism: Bombus pascuorum
Lineage: Eukaryota; Metazoa; Arthropoda; Insecta; Hymenoptera; Apidae
Product: annexin B9-like
Exons: 4
Coding region: 16-636 (206 amino acids)
Cellular component (GO): cytoplasm
Molecular function (GO): calcium-dependent phospholipid binding; calcium ion binding
Source: RefSeq, a predicted model, not a curated record